Lobosporangium transversale is the source of this 1859-nucleotide messenger RNA. RefSeq names its product Mpp10 protein-domain-containing protein. The transcript is spliced from 10 exons. Lineage: Eukaryota; Fungi; Mortierellomycota; Mortierellomycetes; Mortierellales; Mortierellaceae. Gene Ontology annotation, cellular component: sno(s)RNA-containing ribonucleoprotein complex; small-subunit processome; Mpp10 complex. Bases 251 to 1666 code for a protein of 471 amino acids. Gene Ontology annotation, biological process: rRNA processing. The record is from RefSeq and is a predicted model, not a curated record.
CUUUUCAAUAACGACCUUUGCCUCAUCUCCUGCAAACAUCAGCUGCUUGACUUGGCUUGACACUGUCUUCAAACAUAUACACAUUUACAUAUAACACAGCAUAAUGUCAUUAGAAAAAGACAAUGCCUGAUGAGGCAUUGCUAAAGUCUUUCCAUGACCAGGUUCUCGCUCGACCAGAGGUUUUCCUUACAAAGUCUGAGACUUCGGCUGAGGCAAGCCAAAGCCAUCACAAAAUACCUCUAUGACCUUGAUGGGCAAGUCAACUGAAUCUGGAUCACUCAAGAAACAUGGCUCCAUGUUAGAAGAAUUAUUUAUCGAUGGCUUUGAUAACGACCAAAUCUGGGAAGAGAUUCAUAUGCAAAAUACGCCUUUCCUAUCUUACCUCAAGCUAGAACUUAAAAACCUUAAAUCUAACAAUCAGGAACACCAUCGUCAAAAGCAGCAGCUAGUGAUGAUGAUGAGGACGAGAAUAAGGGGGGAAGAAAGCAUGUCAAGAAAAAGGACCAAGACCUCAGAAGUGGAUGAUGAUUUUUUUAAUCUUGAGGAGUUCAAUGCCUUAACAGAGAAACAGGAGCAGGAUGAGCUGGAAGACAAGGAACCCGAAGAUGAUGAUGAGGAGAUUGACUACUUUGCAGAUCCGGAUGUUAUUGAAAGUGGUGAUGAGGAUGACGAUUUCGGAAACAUGGGCGAGAAUGAGGAUGAAGCAGAUGCUCACGACGUGACAUACAAGGACUUUUUCGCUCCACCACCAAGAGGAACGACUAACAGGUUUAAGGCUCAACGCCCAUCAAAAAAUAAUGAAGACUCUUUUGGUAAAGCUGAAAAUAGCGAUGAUCUGGAGAUGGAAGACGCUGAUGAAGAUGAUGAAAAUGCAGAGAUCAAUGAACUCGGUGAUAGGGUCUCUAAUCUCUUUGGAAUAGACGAAGCGGAAGAUGAUGAAGCAGAAAAACUGUCAAAGUUUGAAAAGCAACAGAGGAAACUCAAGGCACAGAUCGAGGCAUUAGAGCAGGAGAAUGUUGCAGCUAAAGACUGGACCAUCAAAGGAGAGGCAUCAUCUUUCAGAUCGUCCUGUCAACACGAAGCCUAUUCCUGUUAUCACCGCAGAGACAACACAGACGUUAGAAGACAUGAUCAAGGAACGUAUCUUGGCUGGGCCUGUGUUGAAAUCACACAAUUAUGGCAACAGCUUUGCCAAAAGCUUGAUUCGCUCAGCAAUUGGCAUUACACACCCAAGCCACCCAAGGCUGAACUCACAGUGGUUACGAAUGCACCAGCGAUCAGUAUGGAGGAAGCUAUUCCUGUCAGUGUUGCUGAUGCGGCACUAUUAGCCCCAGAGGAAGUCUACUCUGCAGGUAAACAACCCAUCAAGGGCGACACUGAGAUGGAACAGGCUGAUAGGAAACGGAAGCGUGCUCAGGCUAAAAAGGCCAAGAAGGUCGAGAUCCGAGAAAAGGCUCGCAAGGAAGCAGAACGCAAAGCCGAAAGGGAGGCCAGAGACCGGAGAUUGGGUCGCCAGCCUGGGGACAAAGGGAACUCCAAGACAGUGGUGCGCGACAAGAUGGAUGCUAACAUCAGCUUCAUCGAUCGCGAGGGCAACAAGAGGUCAAGUAUCAAGAAUGGUUCAUCACAAGCAGAAAAUUCCAAAGGCGCCAAGCUCAAGUUGUAAUAUCAUUACCUUUAUUAUUAUUAUUAUUAUUAUUAUCUUUCAUCGCCAUCGUCAUCCUCAUCAUCAUUGUCAGCAUCAACUCUUUCUCUUCGCCUUUUCCUACCCCCCUUUUUUUUACUGCUUUAUACACCAUUAUCGCCUUUCAAUCUGUCAUCCACAUGUUCGCAUUUUCUAGAUUACAUUAAAUAUUAAA